AUGUCAAAGAGGUUGGCACAGCACAAGAGGAGGAGGAGCAAGGAGAAAAGGAGCAGUGUCGAAGGAACCGACACACUGUCCCAGGAGAAGAGGAGCAAGGACAAGGAGGUCAGUGUCAGGGGUCUCGCGCCUGAAACCCAGGUCGGGGUAGCUCAGCACAGUCAAUAUUGA
This is a messenger RNA of Ustilago hordei, 171 nucleotides long. RefSeq lists its product as uncharacterized. The record is from RefSeq and is a predicted model, not a curated record. The coding region runs from base 1 to 171 and encodes 56 amino acids. Lineage: Eukaryota; Fungi; Basidiomycota; Ustilaginomycetes; Ustilaginales; Ustilaginaceae. The transcript has 2 exons.